AUGCUUUCGUUCUGUCCCUACUGCUCCAAUAUGCUCUUGGUUUCACAGGGCGAGGAUAACUGCAAUAGGUUGUACUGCCCGACCUGUCCAUACGAAUUCAGGAUAUCCGGUUUCCAAAUGUUCGAGAGAAAAAUGCUACCCAGAAAAGAUGUUGAUGACGUUUUGGGAGGCGAUGGUGCAUGGGAUAAUGUUGAUCAGACUGCUGCCCAAUGUCCAAUCGACUCAUGUGGCAAUGACAAAGCAUACUUUUUCCAGUUGCAGAUUCGUUCUGCCGAUGAGCCUAUGACCACUUUCUAUAAGUGUACCAAGUGCUCUCAUCAAUGGAGGGAGAAUUAG
Clavispora lusitaniae ATCC 42720 is the source of this 336-nucleotide messenger RNA. It is a transcript of the gene RPC11, whose product is annotated as DNA-directed RNA polymerase III core subunit. Gene Ontology annotation, biological process: termination of RNA polymerase III transcription; DNA-templated transcription. Gene Ontology annotation, molecular function: nucleic acid binding; zinc ion binding. Gene Ontology annotation, cellular component: RNA polymerase III complex. Lineage: Eukaryota; Fungi; Ascomycota; Pichiomycetes; Serinales; Metschnikowiaceae. The record is from RefSeq and is a predicted model, not a curated record.